This is a messenger RNA of Saprolegnia parasitica CBS 223.65, 3944 nucleotides long. RefSeq lists its product as hypothetical. The transcript is spliced from 6 exons. Bases 1 to 3909 code for a protein of 1302 amino acids. Lineage: Eukaryota; Oomycota; Saprolegniomycetes; Saprolegniales; Saprolegniaceae. The record is from RefSeq and is a predicted model, not a curated record.
AUGGCGUUGGGCUCGGCAAGAUCCGCGACUGCGAUGGCCAUGGCUGGGGCUUGGCCUCGAACGGCGAUUUGUGGCAUGCCGGCGACGCUCUGCGGGCCGGCCGGGCCAGGCACGCUCGUCUUCUACCGCCAUCGGCACUACUCGGAUUCGAUCGUCCUCCAAGCGUUCUCCGGGGUCCGCGCCUACUACGAGAAAGCGUUUGAAGCGCUCUACCCUGCGGUGCAUCUGCAGCAUGCUGGCGAAGCGGUGCGCUUAAUCGCUGGCGCCGAUAUCUUUCUGCCACCCGUGCAUGAGCUCCACGGUGCACCAGACGCACGCAUCACGAUGCCCAGUGUCGUGACGCGAGCGUCCUUGCCGCAUCUUUGGAAUGCAUCCCGCGCCGUGGAUCAGCACGAUGCGCUCGUUGCGCUGCUACCGGCACUGCUCGAGCUGCUGCCGACCGUGGACGACGAUGCGUUCGACCAUGUGCUCGCCGUGCUCUGCAACCUCCUCCACCGCACGUCCACCCCGCCCAUGAUCCCGCCCUCCAGCAUCGCCGUUCUCUACGACCGCAUUCCCCAGCGAACUGCGUCGACGACCUUGCCGUGGGUGCUCUUGGCGCUCGAACCUCAGUCUCCGCCGACGAUCGACGUCGUGCCGAGUCUAUGUACCACCUUGGCUUCGACGUUGCAACCGUACGCGCAGCAAGCCUACGUCGCGCUGCUCCUUCGCCUUUCGUUACGACUCUCGAUCGACGACGCGCUGUUGCCGCUCGAGCUGCACCUACCGGUCUACCCGCAUCUGCACGUCGCAUGGGUUUGGCUUCUGCACCGCGUCGCGCCUGCGUUUGUCGGACCUCCAGACACGCCCCUCGUACUCGCCUUCCGCCGCUUCGACCCAAACUGGCUGCAAGCGGCGCUGCUCGCUGAGACGGCGCGGCUGCCGCAUGUCGCGGUGCCGACCGCCUUGGCGGCCAUUCAGCGCCAGGCGUGCGACGAUCUGCAGCGCAUCGGACUAUGCGAUAACGCGCCCUCCGUGCCGCCCGCCCGUCCUCGCCAACCCGCCAAAGACACGUGGCAAGAAUGCGUCGAGCUCGUCUACUGCCGAGACGCCCGCGGCCUCGUCGCCGCGUAUGCACGAGCGACCGCCGAGCUGCGCGGUGCGCUCUUGUUGCAGCGACGACUCCUCGAUGAAGUCGCCAGCAGGCGGCGGCAGUGGGUUCUGCCCAACGACGAGACGCCGGUCGUGUAUGCCGAAGCUCCGAUCGUGGCCAGUCUCUUGCACGCGGCACCGCGACUGCUCGUGCCGAUUCUGGAGCACGCUGGGUACCUCGGCACCGCGCCGGAUCGCCCGAAAGCGCAUGUGCAUAGCAUGGCGCAUCUGCUCGUUUGCUCGCUCCUGCGCCAGAAUGCGCUUCCAGAGGCCGUCGCGGACCUUAUCACGCGCAGCGGCAGCGACUCGGUCUUGAGCCGCGCGCUCGUCGACGCCUUCCUCGCAACGGUCGACAUGACCUUUUGGCGCCACGAGCUUCGACCAAUUAUCAACUGGUUCCUCACGACAGCACAUGCGGGCGACGACGAUGACGACGUCUUGCUCGAGUACGUUGCGUGCAGCCUGGCGCUGCGCAUGGCGAAGGCACUGGAGCAAGGCACCUGUCCAUCGGAUGUGCGCACGCUCCUCGUAGCACUCUCGACAUCCGACGCGGUCGUGGAUGUCGUUCUUCUCUGGGUGCAGCUGUGGAUCGACGCUCCCGAAUGGUGCUUUCGCCCGACAGAGUACACGCCAGAGCAAACCGCGCGGGCCCAGUCGCUUCUCGCCCACGUCGUGGCGUCGGGGCAUCUUCGCUCGGCGUUAUUGGACGCCGAUCUUCCGUCGCAUCUUGCGGCUACCCAGUGCGAAGAUGAAAGUGUCGACGACCAAAGUACAGCGGCGCCGCUGACAUUUUGUGCCUUGUACGGUGUCGAGAUUGUUCAGCUCCUUAAUGCGGCCACGAGUGCCCUGGCGGCAUGGACGCCAACGACGCCAGACGACGCAGCGCUGCGCUUGGAGCUCCAGCACUGCUUGCAGUCGCCGACCGACGAUGGCCCGAGCAUCGACGUUGUCGUGAGCGCCAACCCACUCAUGAUGACCUUGAUUGCAUCACAGUCGCUGCCGCUCACGAUGCCGCGCUUCUCACUGCCGAUCGAAGACAUGCUUACCAAGGUACUGACGCUGCUCCAAUCGCCCGCUUGGACGUCGCUCGUCACUGCCACCAUCAGCACGCUACCAUCGUCUUCGCCAGCGUCGCUGCUCUGGGAGAAGUUGCUCGCUGUCUGUCCCGACGGAACGCUGCGCGGUCGCCUUUGCGACUUGAUCGACACGAGCCGGCUUGCCGACACGAGCAUCGACGCGUUGGUGCGUGGGUUGCACGAGGUGGCGACGUUCCAGGCGUCGCAGCAGACCUAUAUGGCGUCGGCGACCGUGACGGCGUCGGUUCUCACGGCGCAGCUACGACCGGCGAAUGAAAUGCUUUCGGCGCGGCUCUGGGAAAGCCGAUUUUACCGCUUUUUGCGCCUUCCGAUGAUCGCGGCCAUUGCGCGCGAGGCGCGGGCGACGCUCAAAGCCACGGAGCUCGCCGUGUGUCACUGCCGCGUCGGUCUCAACACGCUCUCGCAGUGCCACGGCUGCGAGAUCAAGUGGAGCUCGUUCGAGACGAGCGUGGCCGGCAGCUGGCUCCACGUCCAGCUCCAGCUGUCGCAUGACUUGAACGCAGCGUUUCGAGUGCUGCUGACGUCGCACCAAAACCGCGUCAAGUACUUUGCCUCAGAUCGAGCUGCUUCCUGGAAAGCGUCGACAACGAACCGGGCAACGUCGGCAUUUUCGCUGGUUCAGAUGGCGCCUCGCCACUUGCCACCGUUGGCCGCCGCCGGGUGGCACGACCACGUCCUCCUUGACCGACUGCACGCAGCAGAGUCUCCGACGUGGCGCGACUGGCUCUUCCUAUCGGCACUUCUCCCAUCGCGACCGCUCUUGUGUCCAAGCGUCGUCCAGGAUGCUGCGCUCUACGACCAACUCGUCUUGCUCGAACGACUCUUGCCGAGUGACGUGGGCUUGGCCGACGACGCAGUGGCCGUGCGCUACUGGACGCUGCAGGUGCAGCGCGCGACGGUGCCAACGCUGCUGCCCGAUACGGCGCGACGGCGUCUGCGGGCCCUCGUCCGGCACGUGCCGCCGCAUCUAUUGGCGUUUUGCGUGGCCAAGGCGCGGCCCCGAAGUCUCUUUUCGGUCGUCCGCAACUGCUACGUUUGGGCGACGCUGCACGCGCCGAGUGUGUCGUUUGCAGCCUUCGUCGCCACCGAGGGAUGGCACCCCUUGCUGCUCGCGGGGCUGCGAACGUUUAGCGAAAAGGGCGGCGAGUGGGCCGUCCGGAUGCACGAGCGGCUUCAGCGCCAUGUUGUGGCUCGAUCGCUCCUCGACGAGACCUUGCGUGUCUGCCCCCUGCAGCGGCUCUGCGCCGUACUCGACAUUAGCGCGGCGUUCGAGGACCGCGUCGUGCUUGCUGACCAAGGACACGUGGCUGUUGCGAGUGUGCUACUGGACGCACCCGUGCCGUGGCUCGAGCUCGUGCUGCACUGCGAAGGCGACCCGAUGCUCGUGCAGCACCUCCUGGACGGCGACGUUGCCGCGCUGCGCAGCAUGGAGCUCCGCCAGCUCUUGCGCGUGGUGCCGGCGACAGGCGGGCGCUUCCUCUGGUCGUUGGUCAAGCCUCUUGUCACGGAGCUUGUCCAGCGCGAGAGCCGCGUCGAGCCUGGCAUGCGAUGCGUGCUGCGUCAUCUGCAGUGUAUCGAGCGCCUUGGGUACGCCUCUGGCUUUGACGUAUCGCCGUCCGACGGCGAAAGCCUCUCAACCGCGCUUCAGCGUCUCCAAACCAAGCACGACGACGUCGAAUGAGAUCCCCGCACGACCGAUGAAGGGUUAGGGAUGCA